Microthlaspi erraticum is the source of this 465-nucleotide messenger RNA. The record is from the annotation of a GenBank genome assembly. Lineage: Eukaryota; Viridiplantae; Streptophyta; Magnoliopsida; Brassicales; Brassicaceae.
AUGAAAGAUGGGGUGAGUUUUAUUUCAUUGCUUUCUAAGAGACCAGUUUCAUGGUUAUCUUUUCUUGCCGCACCACUUCUUCACAUCGUAGGACUUGGCUUCUCACAAAUCCUCAUUACCUCAGCUGCUUUGUUCUUCUCUUCUCUCUUCUUCCCUCUCUCAAUCCAAAAACCAAACUCUCUAAUAGACUCCAAGGUCGAAGAUCAAGAUCUUGAUAAGCAAGACUCUUCAAGAGACAUGGAAAUGUCUAAUGACGAAGACGACGGGACAAUCCCUGAUGAGGAAAGCCUCAUAGAGCUCUCCUUGCCAAGCGGUCACUACGUAGGCCACCACUUCAGUACUAUGAAUGGACGACAAGAUUUCAGGUUUAUCCAACUAUCAGCCGAAUUUGAAGACGAUAAUCUUAUCGAAAUCGACAUUUCCAUUGGUUCCAUCAAGUGUUCGGGGUUCGAGAUCAAAGCCUGA